This is a messenger RNA of Gallus gallus (chicken), 4743 nucleotides long. RefSeq names its product solute carrier family 41 member 1 (gene SLC41A1). NCBI's taxonomy places the organism in Eukaryota, Metazoa, Chordata, Aves, Galliformes, Phasianidae. The coding region runs from base 893 to 2440 and encodes 515 amino acids. The transcript has 11 exons. Gene Ontology annotation, molecular function: monoatomic cation transmembrane transporter activity. Gene Ontology annotation, biological process: monoatomic cation transport. The record is from RefSeq and is marked validated. Gene Ontology annotation, cellular component: plasma membrane.
GGGCACGGCUACGGGCGGCGGGGUGCGCGGGGCGGCCGCGGCGGUCCGGAGCGGAGCGGUGAAAGCCGGCUUUUUGGAGCGGAGCGUUACGUCUGAGGCUGUCCAAAUGCCAGCUCCUUCCCUGCAGCCUGCUCGCCUCGGUACGUAACCUUAACCGGGAGCUGCUGUUACUUUAAAUAAGAACUCUCCGUGCCUCGUGUUGUAAGGUGAGAAAUUCUUCUGGAAGAGGACGGUGGUGACACUUGGAACUCCCUGGUAGUGCUGGCAGGGAGCUGCAAGCAGGCAGAAACGGAGCAAACGCCCGCAGGAGCUGUCAGCCUUGGGAUCUGCAGAGGAAAAGUGCCACUGGAGAAAGUAACAAAGCCUGGGAGUAAGAAGAGCCGCGUUGUAUCACCCCUGCAAGCCAACCCAGCUCACAGCUCCUCUCUGCUUCCCUUAAGCUGCUGUUUUAUUCAGUGAUCUUUACUGCAUCUGUUCUUCUCUCUGCCUGCCGUGCUCCGUCACAGCAGUUGUGCUGCUGGAAGAAGACCUGGAGGAAGAUGUGCUGAAGCCUCAGACGUCAAAGAGGAGAAGCUUGGAUCCUGCCUUGGAGGCUGCAUACCUCCCAGUGCUGGAGGGAAGGAGGACGAGGAAGAACUUGCUGUAGUUCCCCAUUCCCACUGUGUUCUCUGCUGGCUCAGCUGUUGGUGUCCCCCAUUCCUGGACUUUGCUUGAUGGGGAUCUCUGCUGUGGGAGCAGUCUCUGCACUCAAAGGCAGGAGAGCAGGGGUAGGAGAGGUGGCCUCUAGAUGCCGGAAAGGCCAUUUAUGUAAGCUCCUGGCAGAAGGUCUCUUCUGGAACAGCUGCUGGCUGUAGGCCCACCAAGCUGAGGUUCAGGAUAGCCUCUCUGCAGCAUGUCUUCCAAGCCAGAGCAGAAGGAGACCCACCAGGCCAAUGGGGCCGUGCUGCCUGCCGUGCCCAUGGACUGCCUUGUCAGUCCAGACCGGGGGCAGCUGGUGGAGCCCUCCAAUUUCCUGGGACCUGAUGGCGUCGGGGUGGAAGUGGUGGUGCUGGAGUCCCGUGCUAAUGCUAAAGGUGUGCGAGAAGAAGAUGCCCUGCUGGAAAAUGGCAGCCAGAGCAAUGAAAGUGAUGACACCAGCACAGACAGAGGCCCUGAGCCAGCCUCACCGCUCAAGGAGACCUCCUUUUCCAUCGGGCUGCAAGUCCUCUUUCCCUUCCUCCUGGCAGGCUUUGGGACAGUUGCUGCUGGAAUGGUGCUGGACAUUGUGCAGCACUGGGAUGUCUUCAAAUACGUGACUGAGGUAUUCAUCUUGGUGCCUGCACUGCUGGGCCUGAAGGGGAACCUGGAGAUGACGCUGGCAUCUCGCCUGUCAACAGCUGCUAAUAUUGGCCAAAUGGAUACACCCAAAGAGCUCUGGAAGAUGAUAACAGGGAACAUGGCUCUGAUACAGGUUCAGGCUACCGUGGUUGGCUUCCUGGCCUCGAUUGCAGCAGUGAUAUUUGGAUGGAUUCCAGAUGGGCACUUCAGCCUUGACCAUGCUGUCCUGCUCUGUGCCAGCAGCGUGGCUACUGCUUUCAUUGCUUCCCUUGUUCUGGGCAUGAUCAUGAUUGGAGUCAUCAUUGGAUCCAGGAAGAUGGGGAUCAAUCCUGACAACGUAGCCACACCAAUUGCUGCCAGCCUGGGGGAUCUCAUCACCCUGGCUCUGCUUUCUGGAAUCAGCUGGGGCUUGUACAAAGAGCUGGAGAGCAAAGCAUACGUGAAUCCUUUGGUGUGCGCCUUCUUCAUAGCUCUGCUGCCCAUCUGGAUCAUCAUUGCCAAGAAGAAUGCAGCAACUCGGGAGGUGCUGUACUCUGGCUGGGAGCCAGUCAUUAUUGCAAUGGCAAUUAGCAGCGUUGGGGGUUUAAUUUUGGACAGAACAGUCUCAGAUCCAAACUUUGCUGGGAUGGCCGUCUUCACACCUGUAAUUAAUGGUGUGGGUGGCAACCUGGUGGCAGUGCAGGCGAGUCGCAUCUCCACGUACCUGCACAUGAGUGGGAUGCCUGGAGAGAGCCCUGAAACAGCCCCUCGCAAAUGCCCCAGCCCUUGCAGCACUUUCUUCAGCUCAGAUGUGAAUUCCCGUUCUGCCCGUGUGCUCUUCCUUCUGGUCGUGCCUGGACACCUGGUUUUCCUUUACACCAUCAGCUCCAUGCAAGGUGGACACACUACACUCACCCCGAUUUUCAUUGUUUUCUACAUGACAGCUGCACUUCUCCAGGUUCUCAUUCUGCUGUACAUUGCUGACUGGAUGGUGCACUGGAUGUGGGGCAGGGACCUCGAUCCUGACAACUUCUCCAUCCCCUACUUGACAGCGCUGGGUGACCUGAUUGGAACAGGUCUCCUUGCUCUCAGCUUUCAUGUCCUCUGGCUUAUUGGUGACCGGGACUCUGAUGUGGGGGAUUAGCCCUCCCCGCCACCCCUCCCCUCCUCUCAGCUCUCCUCCAUUCAUUUCCAUCGUGGUUGUUUUUCUUCCACCCUCGCUCUCCUCUCCUUCCUCCCCCCCACCCCCGUCUCUCACGAGACUUCAUCUUUGAUACAGGAUUCUCAUUAUUUUCAAUGGGAAUUUUAUGUGGUUUAUAUUUCAAGCCAAGUUUGUACAGAAAAUAAAUCUAGUUUUAGGAAGGACGCGAAAGUGUAACGAGACAAUCACUAAGUGCAAUUUCCUAGCAGUUGUCUGACCAGUGUUCCAGGGGAGCUGCCCAUCAGCCGAUGGAGCACGCAGGAGGCCCACCUGUCCCACCCACUGGAGGUGAAAGGCUGCUUUGUUCGCUUCAUAAGCGUUUUAAAUACUGGAGAUAAGGUUCAGAUCAUUGUUGCUGAGAGGGCACCUUCUAGCAAAGUCCAGCCUUGUGGAUGAGGGCACGGGGAUCUCCUGCUUUCUCUGUCCUGCGACCCUUCUCCCUCAUGUUUUCUCCCUGUGUCCCUCCCCUGUGCCUCGCACCCAAAGCAUGCAGCUCUCUGGGCCAGAGAUGAUCCAGUUUUGUGCAUUCAGGCUUGCUGUGUGUGCUGCUGAUGGGCCCGCUGCAGCUGGGCAGGAGCUGCUCAGUACCUUCCCUUGCUGAGCCUGGAGCAUUUCAAACCUGGGGGCAUUAUGCUGCUGCUGUCUCUUAGAAGAUGCCGUCUGUUUUCAGCCAUUGGCUUCCCCUGCAUGUGUAGGAGAAAGCAGGAAAACAGGUCAGCAGCACAGCCUGACUUGUGCAGCCAUGCACUGUCGGUGCAGCGCUCUGUGUGGCUCUCAGCAGAGCACCCUGCUUGCCUCGAGCUGCACCUGGAGCCUGGGGUUGGUGACAGCCCAGCAUGCCAGCAGGGGCUGAGCACUGCGAGCCUUAUUUCCCUCCUGCUUUUUGUGCUGCUCAGCUGGGAGGUGGCCGGGAAGCCCUCCCUUCCUCCACCUGUGCACCCUGGGAGGAUUCUCAUGCAGUCUGCAGUGGCAUAACGAGAGAAAAGCUGCUCUGGUUGUGUGACUGAGGCAUUUGUAAAUCAUCUUCCUGAGCGCUGUCAGCACUCAGCGCUUUUGACUUUUCCCAUUUGGAUAUAAACCGACUCAGUGAGCUGAGCACAGUUUGUUUAAGCGGGUCUUAUUGACUUGGGAGCUUCACUCGGUUGCAUCGAGUUUAAGUGGUGCACUCGAGCAGACAGCGCUGUUAAAGAGGCUCUGAUGUAAUCUGAACGUAUGUGUGCAUGGGAGAGAGCUCCUAAUGUUGGUAGGGAUGGGGAUCAUAGCGUCCCAUGGGACCCAGCUUUGGUGCCGCAGUGCCCAAAGCACAGGGAGAUGCCCACAGUACCCAGCAUGGUGUCCUGGCCCCAAAAUAACACCUGAGCUCUGACAGAGCUCACACUGCAGCCUGGAGCACUGCAGCCCUGUGCCUGCUGUGCUGCUGCCUGUCCUGGUUGCCUGCAGAUCCAGGGCAUCACCCGAGAGCUGCAGGAUUUGGGGUUGCCUACAGGCUGCUGCUUUUCUUUUCUUUGCCUUGAUUGGCUUCAGUUCCUCCCUUAGGGUUAUCUUCAGCAUUUCUUGCACGAAGAGGCUGUGCUCCCCUCCUCACCUUGCUGCUGUGAAGCUCGCCUUCCCCUCUCCAUCUCUGCGCUGUGUCCUUAAUGGCCGUAGCUCUGCCCCUCCUCCUGUUCUCCAUAGCAAUUUGGCUGCUCGCAGGUCUGAUUUCAGCCACAGCUCUGUUCAAAAACACGAGGAAAACCAAAAUCAACAGAACAACCAACCAAACUCACACCCCAAAGCGAGAAGUCUGAGCCCGGGGGCUCCUACAGCAUCCUCUGCUGUCACCUCCUAUCCCUGCCUGAUGCCGAGAUUCCCUUCCACUAACACCCAUUGGUGUACAGCUGUGCCAUUGCUGCUCUGUGCUGUGCUGUCGGUGUUUGGUUCCCCGGGGAAGAAGUGGUGCCAGAGGGCACCGCUGUGCUCACAGUCUCCAUGGGGGCUGUGGGGUGAAUGGGACGGGGCAGGAUCUCGUUGAGCAUUGCAGCACAUUGACAGCCCAAAGCUUUUCCCACCACUCGCACUCGGUUGCAUGGCCCACCCUCCAGCUGGCUGCAAGCGAGAAACACCGGUUUACUCUUUUUAUUCAAGGACAAACAACAGAAAAGAAAAGACUGUCUUAAUUAUUUAUAGUUACUGUAACUGCAUUGACUGGAUGUCAACUGAUGAUAAAUUAUAUUUGGUUAAAUAAAGAUGACAUUUAUUUAUGUGGA